AUGUUGCAAAGGAAGAGACUCUCGUCAGGCCCUACGGCAACCAGUAAGGUAUUUGUGCGUUCCCGUCAUGGAGGAUGUACGAAAAUUGUCCGUGAACACUAUCUCCGAGACGACAUUCCAUGUUAUUCAAAGCUUUGCCAUAAAUGUAUCAACAGUGCUAAACCUGACGCCCAGGGCAACAUGCCUGACUUUGCUUUGCUGGAUCUGCCUUUAAAACUCAAGAAAGGAGGUGCCCAUUACAUUGUUGUGGAUACAAAUGUGAUUUUGCAGGCUAUCGACUUGCUAGAACACAUAGGAUGCUUCUACGAUGUCAUCAUCCCGCAGGUAGUACUUGAAGAGGUGAAAAACAGAUCAUUCCCUAUAUAUCAACGUGUCAGAGCACUUGUUAAGGCUGCAGACAAGCGCUUUGUGGUGUUCCACAAUGAAUUUCACGAGGAUACUUACGUCACGAGAGCCAAAGACGAAACUAUCAAUGAUAGAAACGAUAGAGCCAUCAGAAAGUGUGCCAAGUGGUACUCGAUGCAUCUCAAUGAUAACAAUUCAAAAACUCCCAUCAAUAUUGUUUUCGUAUGCAACGAUAGAGACAACAGAGAAAAGGCUAAGAAGGAAGGCACUGACGCUAGAAGUCUCUUACAAUACAUAGAGAGUUUGGCAAACGCAGACGAGUUGCGUGACUUGAUCCCAACUGAGAAUGAGAGCUUCGACAAGAAUGCUGCAGAGAUCGGCUUUCCAGAAUACUAUUCGAACUCAAGAGUUAUGGCUGGUAUCAAGAACGGUACUUUGUAUCAAGGAAUGAUGAAUAUCUCUGCCUACAACUUCUUGGAGGGUUCUGUCCAGACACCAGCUUUCAAGAAACCUUUGCUCAUAGUGGGUACUAAAAAUUUGAAUAGAGCCUUCAACAGUGACUUGGUCAUUGUGGAGUUGCUUCCUAAAGAUAAGUGGAGAGAACCAUCCACAACCAUCCUUGAGGAAAGUGCUAUUGGUGCCAACGAUAAUGCCGAGGAAGAAGAUAAAGAAGUUGUCAUUUCCGACAAGGAGAGAAGAGUGUUGGCCCAAGAAGCGUUGAAGGCUACCUCGUCCACAGAAGAGAAGAGAUUACAGCCUACCGCUAGAGUCGUUUCCAUCACCAGAAGAUCAUGGAGAUACUACGUGGGUCAAAUUGCUCCUUCUUCCGUGUCUGAAGAUGAUACCGGUAAUGCUUCCAAGAAUUGUUUUGUUGUCUUGAUGGAUAAGCUUUUGCCUAAGAUUAGAAUCAGAACUAGACAGGCCAAAGAUUUGUUAGGCCAGCGUAUUGUUGUUUCCGUGGAUUCCUGGCCAUCAAACUCGAAGUAUCCCCAGGGUCAUUUUGUGCGUACACUCGGUGCUGUUGAGUCCGCCGAAGCAGAAACUGAAGCGUUGUUAUUGGAGCAUGACGUCGAGUAUAGGCCCUUCUCCAAGGCAGUCUUGGAUUGUUUGCCAAAGGAAGGAGAUAAUUGGGUUGUACCUGCUGACUUGAACAAUGGCGAUGAGCAAUUGAAGAAAAGAGUUGAUUUGCGUGACAAGUUGGUGUGCUCCAUUGAUCCUCCUGGAUGUGUGGAUAUUGAUGAUGCUUUGCAUGCCCAAGCGUUGCCCAACGGUAACUACGAGGUGGGUGUCCACAUCGCUGAUGUCACACACUUCGUCAAGCCCAACACAGCAUUGGAUAACGAAGGUGCUGCGCGUGGUACCUCCGUCUACUUAGUGGACAAGAGAAUCGAUAUGUUGCCAAUGCUUUUGGGUACAAACUUGUGUUCUUUGAAGCCAUACGUGGACAGAUUUGCAUUCUCUGUUAUUUGGGAAGUGGACGAAGAUGCUAAUAUUGUUAAUGUCAAGUUCAUGAAGUCGAUUAUCAAGUCUAAGGAAGCCUUUUCCUACGAGCAGGCACAGCUUAGAAUUGAUGAUCCUUCGCAGAAGGACGAUUUGACCAAUUCUAUGAGAAUUCUUUUGAAGCUCUCUAAAAAGUUGAAGCAGAGAAGAUUGGACGCUGGUGCCUUAAAUUUGGCUUCGCCUGAAGUGAAGGUUCACAUGGAUAGUGAGACUAGUGACCCCGGUGAAGUGGAGAUCAAAAAGUUGUUGGAAACCAACUCUCUUGUGGAGGAGUUCAUGUUGUUUGCAAACAUUUCUGUCGCUACCAAGAUUUUUGAUGCAUACCCUCAAACUGCCAUGUUGAGAAGACAUGCUGCCCCUCCAGCCACCAACUUCGAGGCACUCAAUGAAAUAUUGCGAGUGAGGAAGAAUGGCAUGUCGAUUUCGACAGAAUCUUCCAAGGCACUUGCAGACUCGUUGGAUAGAUGCGUGGACUCAGAGGAUGCUUAUUUCAACACGCUUAUUCGUAUCAUGUCUACUAGAUGUAUGAUGGCUGCAGAGUACUUCUCCUCAGGAUCAUAUGGAUAUCCGGAAUUCAGACAUUAUGGUUUGGCGGUAGAUAUCUACACACAUUUCACAUCUCCUAUCAGAAGAUACUGUGAUGUUGUUGCACACAGACAGCUAGCCGGUGCAAUUGGUUACGAGAACUUGGACUUGAGUCACAGAGAUAAAAACAAGAUGGAGUUGAUCGUCAGAAACAUCAACAGAAGACACAGAAAUGCCCAGUUCGCUGGAAGAGCCAGUAUUGAGUACUAUGUGGGGCAGGUGAUGAGAAACAACGAGUCAAACCAGGAGGGAUAUGUGAUCAAGUGCUUCAACAACGGUAUCGUUGUACUCGUGCCCAAGUUUGGAGUUGAAGGUCUCAUCAAGUUAGAGAUGCUCGGAGACGUGAAUAGUGCUGUCUUCAACGAGGAGAAGUUCGAGUUAAAGUUUACUGACUUGAAUGGCAACACUAGGGUAAUCGGAGUGUUUGACAAGGUCAAUGUCCGGGUGACCUCAGUCAAGGAUGAAGUAAGUGGGAAGAGAAAGGCACAGUUGUUGCUUGCCUAG
This is a messenger RNA of Sungouiella intermedia, 2934 nucleotides long. NCBI's taxonomy places the organism in Eukaryota, Fungi, Ascomycota, Pichiomycetes, Serinales, Metschnikowiaceae. The record is from the annotation of a GenBank genome assembly.